AUGGCGACCCAUAAAGAAUGGGAGAAACACACCGCCGUUUUCACGGCCGUGCGCCGAGGAUCGUUGAUGCAGGAGCUCGACAAAUUCAGCGACGACCAGCUGCAACCCUUCCUGCCCCUGUUGGUGUCGUCGAAAUUCGGGCCGAAUUCGAGCAGCGUUGCGCCCGAGCUCUUCGCGCGCUUGACGACCUUCUCGCGCGAGUCGUUCAUCCUCGACUUUUUGAAGGUUGACUACACCGAUGUGGCGAAACGGAUCAAUGACUUCUCCAACUACAACACCACCUCGAAGAGCCCGGCCGACAAGUACGUCUACUACGUGUCGAAGCUGCUGCGCACGGAAAUCGUCGAUUCCAAUCUGCAUCAAUGGGUCGGCGACAGCGAGCUGCCGAUGGCGACCUUGUUGCUGUCGUUGGCGAUUUUGCACAUGCCAUCUGUCGUGAGGACGUCGUUGGUCGUCAACCGGUUGCUGUCGAUCCAAAACGGGCCGCAGAUUUUGGCGGAGAUAGCUUGUAACGUCCCUUCCGAGAUCGACCUCAUCAUCCAGGCGCUUUUGACGAAAGUGACGCCCGAGGACACGCCAAAGGGCAAGAAUCGCGAGCAAAUGUUGAUGAAUUUACUCUCCCUGUGCCCGGUGCUGAUCACCGAUCGCGUCUUGGCCAAGUUGACGGAGCACAAGCGCGAUGCCGCCCUAGCUGCCCGGCUUUGCGCACUAAUAGGCUCCGACACGCAAUUCGUGAGGUUCAUGUCGUCCCACCUGACCGACAACACCUCGCCGGUCCACAUCGUCAUCAGAAGAAGCGCCCAAAAACCGCACGUUGUCGCCCCGAUUCUACAGCGAACUUUUGCAAUCCUGAGGAAGCUGGUGGAAAGCAAAAACCAUGAGCCGAACCCGGAAUUUAUCAUGGCCUUGGCCCAGCUGAAGAUUCUUUGUCAAGGCAAGCCGAGUCGCGAGGAUCUGGACCUACUCCAGCAGUACUUGACGUUUAAAAUUCCAGUCCACGCGCAUACGCACGCCGCGCUCUGCGCGCUGCUGUCCAUCACCUCGCUGACGAGCGCCCAACAAUCGACGCCAAACGCGCCGACGCCGCACAACGAGCAGCGCUGGAUGGUCGACUACCUGCAGUGGCUGAAGGCCGAGGCCCACGCCAGUCACAGGCGUCAAGACUCAACGUUCCACUCGAUCCUGAUCGCUGCGCUGUGCGUGUGGACGGGUCGUGUCGACGAGAUCAACCGAUUUCUGGGCUCUUCGCUGUCUUGCAAGGUCGCCAUCACCUCACGUCACUUCCAAGCGAUUCGCGCCCUUCUCCUGUCCGUGCUGCCGGAGAAGGAGCUCGUGCUCCUCUGCGUCGACCUACCGGUUACGAUAGAUCUCCACGACUCGCACGAGUCCUCGGAGCCGCUUCCGAUUCUGUGGAUCUCGGAUCUGCUGUCGCAGAAGGUGUUCCAGAAGUACAACGUCGACGUCGGGAGCUGGAUAGGACGUCAAAUUUCGGCAGCCGCACUUCCAACAAGCGCCGUGCUCAUCGAGGUCAUCGAGAGG
Molecule: messenger RNA, 1539 nt
Organism: Mesorhabditis spiculigera
Lineage: Eukaryota; Metazoa; Nematoda; Chromadorea; Rhabditida; Rhabditidae
Source: the annotation of a GenBank genome assembly